AUGCAUUCAGCAAAAAAUUGCUUUGACAGGAUUACAGGUGAUUUAAAACAAUAACUGGCUUGAGACGACUCGCGAACUUAAGCACAUAGCAUUGUUACUACAAUAUUGGGUUUAAUAACUUGACUUUUUUAAGAAGGAGAGAGAGGGCGUAAUGCAUAAAAUGUUUUUUUUUUUUUUAAUCCAGAAAUUCAAUAAAGCACGACGGCGCAAAAGUGAAAACGUCCAAACGUCCUUACUAAUAGCGUGAAUACGCUUUUGUUAAUUAUUUAUUGAGUAAUAAGUUAUUCCAACUCAUUCAAUUUGUUGAAGGUAGGCAAAAUUCACAUAUAGAAAGGAAAGCUUGUCGACUUGUCUUCCUCGGGUGCAACAUUAUCAGGAAUUUUUACCCUUUAGUUUUGCUAGGGAUGACCAAAAUCUGUCAGAUUGCAUAUUUUGUCACUGUUUUAUUAACGUUCUCUUUAAGUCUGUCGUCGUAAAUAGUUUCUUAUGUCUUAAGCUGCUGCCAGUAGUAUCAAAUCAAAUAUUAUCACUAAUAAGAUUUCCAACUUCCACGUAUUGGAAGACCAAUGAACCUUACUUUUUAAUGUACCUACAGCGAAAUAAAAGAAAGCAUUAACAAAAUCGAAAGUGUUCGUCGUCAACUCAUUGCAAGAUUUAUGUUUCACUGACUGUACUGUGCCAAGCAUGACUUUGUCUAUUAGAAAGGUAAUAUCUAACGAACUUCGCUAGAGCAGAGGGAAGGGCGUUAGACAGGAAAACCAGUUGUUUGUUAUUGAAUGAAAUGACCAGAAAUUAGCUUGUUCUAUUUCUUACGGCAGCAAAAUGUACUAGAAGUGGAGGGAUACGUGCAGAGACAUUUUCUCGCUAAUAUGUCAGCUUAGUUAAGGAACAUUAGGGCCAUUUAUACGAGGAAAAAUAAGACGCGUCUUACAUAAGACGCGAACUUUCCGUAUAAACGGCACAUUUCGUCUAAAAUAACACGCGGCUUAGCUAAGACGCGUCUUUUUAGAUAAGACAUGCUCGUAUAAAUCAAUGGUACAGUUCGCGUCUUAUGUGAGACGCGUCUUAUUUUUCCUCGUAUAAAUGGCCCUAUUGUUUUUGGAACUUUAUUGAAACGCGGUCAAACACGCUAAAGAAUAGAGAGCUUCAGCAACAACGACGGCAACGGCUACGAAAAGGUUACUUAAAGAUGAAGUUGCGCUCCUUCAAAUUUUAUCGCGCUUGUUCCAUCUCGUUCAUUUUCGUCAAAUGUUGGCAAUUUUUUCUGGGUUGAAUUUUAAAACGGACUGUAUCAAUGUUCAGGAAAAGAAAAAGAAAGUCGUCGUCUUGUUUUCACUUCCUUCAAAAAACGUGAAAUUAGGCAGUUUUACGUCGUAGUCGUGCAAUGACGGCCAAACUAUGUACAAAAAAGCGUGAUGCACGUGCAAAGUUCUUGUUUUGCCGGUCUAAACCAACUGCUUUUUUGCCGUUCUCGUUGACGUCACCAUCGUCGUUGCUUAAUUAAGCUCCCUAAUGUUAAAAUUCGGGUUCUUUAAGUCGCCGUAAUAGAAGAGUGUCCGACAAGAGGUGAUCUUUUGAAAACAUUCGAAAUAAUCCAAACUAAUUGCUUAUAACUGUAACUGCUUAUAUUUAUUAAUAAUAAAUAAGAACUAUAAACUCAAAUAUAAAUUCUGUGACUAUUUGGUUGUUAUUUCAGGCUCCAUUCCUGAACAUUUAAAAGUAAUGUCUCCACUUUUUGUGGUCGUCUUCACUCUCUACAACUUCUCUCCUGGCGCGGACGCCAUUUUUCUUCCCUACUGGUCGAAAAGAAACCACUCGGAAACAUCUUUUCACAUUCCUUCCUCAUCCCUUGCGCUGGAGGGCAGGAACGCUCCGGUAAAGCUGCCUUAUUACUCUGAACUGGCGAAAAAUUACUCCCUGGACUACCGCUGUGCAAACGGUCUGCCUAUUUCCAUCGCUUGGCACCCGUACUCCCCGUAUUCAAUAAUUUAUCAAACAAAGAACAAAGGUGUCCCUGGCUUAACUGUGGAUGGAAUGUUUCCUGGUAUUUUGAAUGCUGCUGUGACAGGCUGCUGUCAUAAGGAUACGGAAGUUUUGUUUGGCAAGCUUCUGAAGUCUGUACGGAACGCCGAGAAAAACAUUCAGGCAGAUACCUUCGAUCUGACGUUUCCUCUGUAUGGAUAUGACUCCUCUGCAACUUCAUUUAGGUAAAACAACGUUUUUGUCUUUACUGAAGCGAAUUUCCGGAAAAGUGAAAAACAAACCUGAAAAAUACCUACUUAUAACGAAAUAUAUUUGCUCAGUUCCAUCAAGUGGUUAUCAUGCUAUAAAAGAUUAUCGAAAAGUUCACUAAGAAAAAAAAAAAUCAAAACCAGGCCUAACAUCAAGGACACUGAUGUGGUGCCAGAAGGUGUCAAUUAGAAUUUUCGCAGCAAAAUUUCAUCCCGUUUCAUUGUUUUGUUCACUACACGGCGUCUUUCCAGCCAUUUUUACCGCGAUAGAGCCGUAAAACUGGUUAUUUACGUCAUUAAUUUGAACACUUAAUAAUUCUUUUUGUGAAUUCACUUUUUUAUCUUUUCUUAACAAUUUUUUUUCAAGGGAUCGGCCGUUUAUCGGUAUAGUACGAGCUCCUCGUGUUAUCCUUCUUGUUCACAAUGAACCUCCAAACAAAACGCAGACACACGUGCUGUUCUCUACCAUCGCCAACGCCUGGCCUAUGCUGGUUUUUAUCCUUGUGACGGCGUCACUCUCAGGAAUUAUCAUAUGGUUUCUGGUGAGCUCUUUUCUUUGUUUGUUUGUUUUUCCCCUGCUUAAAAAAACUAAUGGAAAUUGAGAUUUUCGAAAAAUUAAAGUUGGCCUAAAUCUGCUUAAAGUUACGCAAACUUUCCAACGUGAGUAAUUUUUGUAAAGGAAAGCCCAAUAAUAAAGCUUGCUUACUUAACUUUGCCUUUUUUAAUGCCGUGUAUGAUUCAUCAACAUCACCUACUUCCCGGUCAGUCAAAGUUUCAAAGUCUUUUCUUUAUCUGCUUCAUGUCAGGACCACCCCAGCAACCCUGGCGAGUUUCCACCGCCGUUUUUGCGAGGAUCUUGGGAAGGUUUCUGGUGGGCUCUUGUUACCAUGACAACAGUAGGGUUUGUACUGCUUAUCGUUUUUAUAUUGAAUCCGUAAGUAAUACCGCCUAGAUUUUUUACUCCAUCACUGUAAAAAUGAUAAGGAACUCGUACGUUCUGAUUAGCCACAAUGACAAUAGAACACUGGGCUGUCUGCCGCCACUUCUUUCCUGCUACAGCUGUAGCUUGUUAUAGUACCAAGAUUACAUAAGUGUCAUGCAAACCAUGUCUUACAUACGAACUGUACGAACUUGUACUGCCAACUUUCGAAUAUAUAGAACUAGAGCCUGAAAAAGUUUAGGUCUGAACGGGACUCGAACCUUUGUGUAUAUACAGCAUUUUCGUCUGUGGUCUUUCGCCUUAUCCCGUUACUCUCACAUCUUACAUCAGCCUAUAAAAGUUUUUUCUUUUUUUUUUUGGCUUGAUUAAAUGAAUUAUUUACCUGACUCGCUGAAUGCCUGGCUGAUUUACUAGCUAGCUUAAGAACUGUUUGACCAUCUGUUGGACUGACUGACUGACUGACUGAUUGAAUGAUUGACCGACCUUCUUAUCAUAGGACUAUCCUUUUGAUAAAAAAAAAUAUCAGAAAUAUUUCAGUGACUUCACAAGAAAGGAACAAACGAUCGAUUUGUUACACAUAUGAAUUUACCUUUACUUUUGUGUUAACACAGGUAUGGUGACCGUUCCCCAAAGUCAGCCUUGGGCCGAGUGUUUUGCAUCAUCUGGAUUAUAACUGGAGUGAUCAUUGUCUCCAUAUUUACAGCUCUUGUUACAGCAUCGUUAUCUGCCAGCACUGUGCAGAUUUUUAAAAUUCAUGGCUCAAAGGUAUACCACGUUUAUUAAAACCACUCUUAAAGAGGGGAGGGGGCGGGGGGAUGGGAGAACGGAGAUUACGAUAAGCCUAGUUAUUUCCAAGUUUGUUAUUUUAUAUUCUUUUGACAUAAAUAUAAAAGUAUGCAAGACACAUGGUAAAAUUUUAUUCUUUUACUUUAUGACAGAUCGGAGCUGUUAACGGAAGUGAGGAGUUUAAGCUGGGAGUCACCAUGAACGCUGACAUGAAAGGUACAUGUUCGUCAUGAUAUAAUCAUUGACCAUCACUAGGUGGAAAAUGUCUUGAUCACGUUGUUCGGGCUUAUUUUCGUUUUGUAGAAUGCAUAUGGGUCUGUUUAUUCUUACACUAAAAGAUCUUUAUGUUUUGGUUGUCAACGCAGUCCUAGCUGUAACGUUUUUUUUAAUUUAAAGAGGGAAAUCGAGAGAUUUCCAGCCCCAGAUAGUUAAAGGGGCGAGUUGACUAGUCAACAAUCAAAGCCAACAAAAUUCUACUCGAUUUUUUUUUCUCACGAUUGCAAUACUAAUUAAAUUGGUUCUCUAGCUAUUUUUUAUCAAGUUCUUCGGGCAAGACAGAACAGUAAACGAUUUUAAAGUAGGCAGGAUUUUUUAAACCUACAUUCUUACGUUACUUUUUUUCUUUGUACUUAAGUCUUUCCACACGUCAUGCAAAUGACGGAAGCACUCUUAGUGCAUGAAAUUGACGGCGCAUUGGUGGACAACUACGUCAUCACUCACUCCCUGAACUUAAUUCAGGACGAACCAAUCAGAAUCGAAAGAUAUAUUGAUCACGCGAUAACUUACGGAGUAGUAUUGGCCAGCAAUUCAUCCAAACUCGAAACCUGCUUUCGACGGUUCUUGCAUAACCAUCCACAAGAGGUGUUUGAAAUAAUAGCUGAAAAUCUUGUCCCUCUCAAGGUAAGAAAUCUCUUCCGAUGAAUUCCAUUUACCCGACUUUCAAAUUUAUUCAAUUUAAUAUUGAAUUGAAACUUACAUACAGCUGUGAAAAAAAGUAGAAAUGGCCUGAGAUAGCCGGCUUUUUUAUUUGUAAUUCCUUGAUUAUAGGGGCUUCGGUCUCACCAGAGAGUUUUCACAUCAUCUCAUUGUAAUCGUUCGGUUAAUAGAAACUGUAACCAACUUUUGAUCAAUGCUGAGGAAAUAUCAUCCUCCCCAGCCGAUUGGUCACUUUGCCGAAAGUAAUUUUUAAUAUUGCACGUGAUUUUCACUUUGAAAUUCAUAUUUUAUAAUUCUUAUUGAGAUGAUGAUGAUGAGGGGAGUUUUCCCAUCAUGCAGCUCAUCGUUUGAAACUUUCACCAACUUGGGGUCAUCCCCCUGUCCAACCCUCCUCCCCUACCACGCACUUAGACCAUCACCUCAACUACCUUGAAAAUUUUUACCUUGCGCUACGCGCUCGGUCAUUACUUUUUAAGAAGGCCUCCGAACCGCCGAGGCAUUACCUUAUCCUUGACAAUUUCUUUUGUUUCAAGAAAUCUGUAAUUCUCUUGGCCAUGUGAGUGAAUAAGCUCUAUUUUAUCGAAGAUUAUGAAUAGAGAUAUACCGAGUAUGCGCCUCCAAUAAUGCAGAAGCUGAUGAAAUUCCUUAAUAAUGGCGCUUCUUAGCUUAAUAACAAGUAAUGUGUGAAACCAAGGCCAGGUAUAGUUAUUGUCGUAUCUGCUUCUAAGAGCUCAUUGGAUUAUUUUUUAGUUGUUAUGUAUUUGACCAUAGAGGGCGCAUGUUAAGCUGUCCUUAAAAAAACCACCAUGACCGAAGCAUCCUUUGUUAUUACUGUUUUUUUAAUUUAUAACAACAGUUAUUUCCGAAUUAUCUUAACCCGGAUAAUAUAUUAGUAAAGGGCAUACGAGAACGAAAUUACUUUAAUUUGGAUGUUGUGGCGCUUUGUUUGGACCAAAUUGAGAUUAUGUAACGUUAUUUAUUGGAUAUAAUUAUUUAAUAUCAUAUUGUUUUUAGAAUCCUACUGACGAUGAAAAUCAGCAACUCAAGGCUGCGGAAGGAUUGUUUUAUCAAGAACAAGUGUUUGAACUUGUCAUGUAUAUUGGCCUUGGAGUAGCUGGAGUGUUAUUUUUAGCUGGUCUCACCUGGGAAUUUUUGUGUCGAAGGCCGAAAGUCAGUAAGUACUAAACGAGAAUCUAUGUUAAAGUAAAACAAACUUUUCGAUUGUUGUUGCGCAAAAAAAAAGAAAAAAAUGGCAAGACGCUUACCUUGACGAAGUCAUAUCUUGCCUUUAUUUUCUUUGACGACGCAAGGUUUUUCAUUAUCAAGGUUAUUCAUUUUUCCUUAUUCACGAUCACUCCGCCACUUUUGUACGCACUUAAGAGCCAAUGUCUGUAAUUUUCGAGAAUCGGUUGACAGUCGUGAAUUUUUGAAUUUCUUCAUAUUUUGCUCAAAUAAUCUCUAUAGUACACUAAUUUCAAAAAUCACGUUAAAACUUGUAAUAGCUUUUUAUUUUUUCAGGAAUCAGGCAAAGUUUGAAAAACUCUAAAUCGGCGCUCUUUCGAGUAUGAAAUUAGCGAAAAUUGAGCAUUUUCUUCGCGCUCGUACAUAAAAACGGAAUAAUAUCUCUACGUGAAAUCAAGUCACAACACAGACACACAUUUUUGCUCUACAAUUCAGCAGUUAACUUUAAAUAAACCGUUUAAAUGUGACUGUACCGGCCGCAAGAAGAAUCACGGUUUCGGCACUUUCCAAAAAUGGCAAAUUUGACCUAACUUCACCAUCGUAAAAACCCAGUUGGUACAUAGAAUUUCAGUAUGAAACAAGAACUGUAUUGAAGCAUAUCCUUUGCUGUUGUUUGUGUUAAAAUAUUUCUGGCGGCAUUCCAAAUGCACACCGUCGAGAGACCAAAACCUGAAGGGUAUUUUGACACCAGGAAAGCGCGUGCAACAAGCAAGUUUCAACGCUUGGAAUAUUAAUCCUUCGCAAACCUAAGUUACUUCGACAUUUAAACCCUAGUCAGAGUUGUAACGGUUUCAGAUUAUAUUUCGGCGUUUCUGUUCGGUUUAACAUGAUUCCUUUCAACUGAUUUUUGCGAUAAACCAUAAUGAAGAGACGAAUACGCAGUUCAAAUCACAGUUAGUAGAGGGGAAUAUUGUCGAAAUCCUCGCUUGCUAUAGUUUUAAUCGUAUUGAAACCUUAAUAUCAGAAAAGUUAUUUACUUACCUGAAUUUAAAUGCUAGACGGGGUCACAGUACCGCUAACUAAAUUCUGCAUCACGGCAGAAUCGAAGUUAAGUUUGUAUAUGUUUUCAAUCUGUCAACACGAGGGAAGAUGACAUUCUGGAAGUGCGUGACGCGUAAGGGAAAGUUAAUUUAAUAUGACAAGGGGGGGGGGGGGGGGGAAGAUUUUGGGGGGGGGCUCCGAAAAUUUUUAGACACCCGAAGGGGGGGCUCUGAAAAAAUUGUUGCGCUAGGAGGGGGGGCUCCGAAAAUUUGUAUACUUCAAAACCAACACAUGACAUCAUCAUACAGAUCGGAUGGUUUUCAACUCAACAAUUUAAUGACCUGUGCAACUCAGCUAUAUCACGUGGCUUACAGAUAUAACAAAUGUAGUCUCAGUAAUUAUUACACUCUUGUUCAUCCCAAAAAUGCUUUAGAAAAUUGUAUCACAACUGUAUCUCAAGUUUGUCAUAGUAUAAACCAUUGAAGACAAUAACGGUAAAUAUAUUUAAUACAGUCUAGCGAUCUUUUUUCAGGGGAGCAAAGGAAUUGAAGGAGGAGGGGGGGGGGGCUCUGAAAUUUUUUCGACUACCAAGGAGGGGGCCCCUAAAAAAUUGAACCGCUAGCGAGGGGGGCUGCUAAAAUUUCAAGCUUCGAGUUUCAAUAUCUUCAUCCCCCCCCCUUGUCAUAUUAAAUGAACUUUCCCUAACGCGCCGAAAAAGAAAUUCCUGGUAUAAGUGUUUUAGGGUGCAAGUCUUUGUUGUAUGUUCGUAUAGCAUCUCGCACAUAUUCAAACUUGGUUUGUGACGCCUGUGGCCCCAGUAAUGCUGAACGUAUUGGGAUCAUAGAAAAGAUGUAGUGAGUCACUUGGUAUGCUCCCGACUUGUUAGUCACGUGAGUAUGUAGGGCAAUAACCAAACAUCGACCCUACCAUGCUGAUGAUAAAAGUAAGGUUUUCUGCAUUUACGUUAGGUGAUCUUUGUUUGAUCCACAAAAUUGGCGCAUGAAAAUAAGAGUUUUCCUCACCACCUCUAAAUGUUUGGUUCCGGGUAGCGGUGCAACAAAUCACGUGGUACCGUCCUAGAUCAACCUACUGGCUGCUCAUAGAGGGGUCCAUAAAGGCACAUUGAUUGAUGACUGCGUAUGGCCUGAACUGAAAAUGAUAUACGCAGACGUUUUCUGAGCGACGAAUGUGUAGCUUUUACACUCCUCUUUCGUUUCGAAAAUAGACGAGCACGCGAGCGAAGCGAGCGCGCGAGAGAGAGCCCCUUGCUCUACUGGUCAAUAAAUCCCCCGCGGCUUUUAUUUUCAUACGUAAAAUCGACGAUCUCCAAAGAGAAAAUAGAUCGACGAUCUCAAAUGAAAAAGUAGAGUGUCUGUGAACAGGAUACGAAGGUGCUUGCUGUCAUUUUAGUGAACUUUACAAGAGGUCUCAGGUGAUUAUGUUAACGUCAUGAAAAGUCUACUUUAGGAAAGGAGGAGGAGAUGGGUGGGUUGGUUGGCAUUGGGUUCUCUACACAUACAAAACUUCAUGUCUUUAUCACUACAUUUAGAGCUAACAGACUUUGUUUGAUGCACAAAAUUGGCGCAUAAAAUCAAAAGUUUUUCCUCACCACCGCUAAAUGUUUGGUUCCGGGUGGCGGAGAACGAUGCACGUUGUACCGUUUCAGAACAGCCUACUGGCCAUGCUGGCUGCUCAUUCAAAAGGGGUCCGUAAAGGCACAUUAAUUGAUGACUCUGUGCGGCCUGAAGAAUAUUAUAUACGCAGACGUUUUCUUAGCGACGAAGGUGCUGCCUUUACACUUCUUUUUCUUUUCGAAAAUGGCCACGGACUUCUCUCCUCGCUCCUCGCCGCUAGGCGGUCGUUUUUGCCUGAGAGAUACCACCACGAAGGAGUUUUAGCACACAAGUCACUGCAGGUGCAGACCUAGGAAAAGGGCAUUCUCCAUCUGAAAUUUUAAAUCGAAAUGAAAGGCUGUUUUCAGCCUUUUAUCUCUUUUCUCCGCAACGUAUUUGGUUAAAAGAUAGUAAGUAAAAUGGCUGAGGCGCUUUAAAGCAUUUUUUUCAUUUUCGCGACGGAUUUUGACGUUAUGAAAAAGAAUUUGUCGGUGAAUUGGUUUAUUUUCUAGCCUGCGAACAAGUGCCGGAUAGAGCCAGGUGACUACACCUUUUUUCAGGCGGGAGCUAGCAGUACGUACAUUCUGGUCUACCCCAUACUGUGUAGACUGGCCUUUAAGGGCCUCUGUUCGGGGGGCGAGGGAUCAGUACAAUUCGUCAACAGCAGGUUGAGGUCUCGCCAGAAGAUGCCCUUGCUGCAGAGGAGCAAAGCAAUACUACUUUCAGUAAUUUAAACAUGUUAAAUACUUGUAUUUCGCUCAUCAAAUGUGUCCAUUGUCCAUUUUCGAUUUGUGGUUUUUCAGGAAUGUUCUUUUGCGGAGCAUUAGCCAAUUUUCUUUAAACAGUUUUACUCGUUUCCAUUUCCCUGCUCUACCCUCAUGUUGCAUAUGGCGUACGUGUGUACCUAAAUCCCUCAAUUCAUACUGAGGUGAUCGAUAAAGAAGUCUAUACGCUACGCGGGGUUAAGAUUAGUUUAUUACAAGCAAAGGCGCAGAAGGCUAAGUGCAAAUAAAAAAAACUAGUGUGAAAAGUUUUGCAGACUCGGCUUACUCUAUUUGUUUUCUUUCUCUAUUUGAGUUUCGGCUGGUGACAUCCUAAAAUCAAGUUUAGUUCCACAUGUUUUGGGAAUAUAAAAUAUAAAACUAAAAAAAAAAACAGUGUUAAUUGUACACUCGUGCGAUGAUUUAUCCUUGUCUGUGCAGUUGCGUGACCAGACUCAAAUUACACACGGGCUUUCAUCACGCAUCACGGCGUUUAGUCUGAGGCUAAACGACGGAAGAUUUCAGUAAACUGCGACCACUUGCGGUUGAAACGACUGUGGUAAGUAAUUAUUAGAGAUCUCGAAUCCUAUUUAGAGCUAGCACGCCGUUUCUAGCGGCUUUAUUUUAGGUGCAGAAACUCGAAGUUAAUAUUUACACUCCAUGAGAACUUAACAGCGUUGUCUUUUUCAGCUACUUGCGUGCAAUUAAAUGCUUUGUUAAUCUACUUAGUCCUUUUUUAUAACCAUCAAAUUGAAAAGCGUUUUUCAAAAGAUUUUUAGAGCUUCCCGUAAUGUGCCCCUUGUAAAAGAAGCUAAGUUAGCAAAAACAUUUUUGUGCCUACAUUCGCGGCUAGCUUGUUUUCAGCGUUCCAACGUGCGAAACUACGCUGCACGUUUCGGUGUCUCAGCGACGCACUUUUGUAAUGCCGCCAAAAUUUUUUUAACACAAGAAACAGAAAAGAAUAUGCUUUAAAAUAGUGUUUGUUUCAUGUUGAAAUUCCAUGUAUCAGUUGUUUUUCUCGAUGGUGAAGUUAGGUCAAAUUUGCCAUUUUUGAAAAGAGCCGAAAUCGUGUUUCUUCUUGCGGCCAACACAGUCACAUUUAAACAGCUUAUCUAAAGAUAAUUGCAGAAUUAUAAAGUACAAGUCUGUGUUUUCCUUGUGACUUGAUUUCAUUUAGAGAUGUCAUCCCGUUUUUAUGUACAAGCACGAAGAAAAUGCUUAAUUUUCGCUAAUUUCAUACUCGAAAGAGCGCCGAUUUGGCGUUUUGCAAACUUUGCCCGAUUCAGGAAAAAAUAAAAAGCCGUUACAAGUUUUAAUGCGAUUUUUGAAAUAAGUGUACUAUAGAGAUUAUGUGGGCAAAAUAUGAAGAAAUUCAAAAAUUCACGACUGUCAACCGAUUCUCGAAAAUUACAGACAUUGGCUCUUAAGGACUGAUGGGAUAGGAGCGUGGUCACGUGGUUUUUCAGAGGGGGAAGUGGUAAAAUCUGCCAAUGCUAGAAACUAAAAUAGAGUUUUUUUAUUCUAGACAACAGAAAAUAAAGAUUCUGAACAUUUUUAUCUUGAAGACGAUAAUGGCAAAUUCUGGCUGGAAGGCCUUCCAGCAAGCAAUAAUGACGCACACCUUGUCGAAAUCCCACGGUUUGACCGUUUGCAGGGUCAAAUUCGAAUAGUUCCGUUUUCCCCAUGUAAGGGGGAAUACAAGACAGUCUUGGAUUCUGAAUUCCAGGUUUUGGAUUUCGGAUUCUUUGUCAGUGGAACUUGGAUUCUGGAUUCCAAUCGUUAGUAGGAUUCCGGAUUCCUUAAGCUGUAUUCUGGAUUCCAUAGCCCAGGAUUCCAGAUUCCUCAGGCAAAAAUUUUUUGGAUUCCGGAAUCCGGAUUCCCUUCCAUGAGGCGAUAAACUCUACUUUCUCUAUUUCCUUCUAACAGGAAAUCAGCGUAUGCAGUUUGCCCCUAAAGGUGCCUUUUCAGUAAGCGACGAAGAGGUUAAACUUCAUCCAUAUGACAAAGUUAACUCCAGCCUUGACGACAUGAUAGCAGAAUACCAAAUAUUUCAUGACCGCUGGAUCGAAGGACUGAAGAAGUUUCGCGAGAAACAAUUGGAUGCUGACCGAUCUGCCAACGGCCGCACUAGAGUGAAUGGGGAUGCGGACAUGGUGGCUGUGUGAGGAUUAAGACCGUUUAUAAACCAUUAUCGAUUCAACUUAGAUAGCAAAUGAAAUAAAACUAUUGGGAAACAAAAACAGCACUGAGGAACCAUCCAUUUCCUUCUCGAAGCUGUUGAACUGACGUCAGUGACCAUCAUGAAAAUGUUAAGAAGAGAAUAGUUCCAUGUAAUGGAAUCUAAGACAGUCUUAGCGGAUUCUGGAUUCCAUGCCGUAGAUUCUGGAUUCCAGCUACUGGAUUCCCGCAGUCAUUGUCAGUGGAACUUGAACUCUGGAUUCCAAUCGUUAGUGUGGUUCUGGAUUCCUUGAGCUGUAUUCCGGACUGCAAAGCCCUUAAUUCCGGAUUCCACAAAUUUCUCCGACUCCAGAUUCCAAAAGCACAAUUUUCCCGAAUUCCGUAUUCCAUUAGCAAAAAUUUCUCGGAUUCGGGAAUCCAGAUUCCCCUGUAUGGGGCGAAAAGAGUGUGUGGUUUCUCAGUUGUUUCAGACUCGUCAAUUUCUUAUAAUAACAGUAUGUAGAUACAGUAUUAGAACUAUAGCUAAUAGAAACAUCCCAUUUAGACAUCUUUAAGAAUGGACAUUUAGUCGCCGUCCCAGCAGCGUCCAAUAAAGGUUCAUUUAACGUUCGUUUUGUAGGAAAUAAAGAGUCUGCUUUGAAUGGAAAAGGAUUCGAAGUCAGAAAAUCUAUUUAAAACUUUUCGUUGUUUUUGUUAGGAUACACAGUCACUGACAUAUUUUCUUUUACUGCCUUGUAAAUAUCACAUGUUAUUUGACCUUGAAGUAGCAGCAGUGCUAGAUAAUCCUCGGUGUACUUUAUGACCUCCAUUUAAGUUGCUUUUAUGUGCUACAAAGGCUUUUCCCGCGCGCUGUUGGCUCCGUAGCUAAAGUUUUCCCAGAACUCGUACAAGUGAGAAUGCUCGCAGGCAAAGAGCAAAGCACGAGGGAAGCUC
This is a messenger RNA of Porites evermanni, 12601 nucleotides long. The record is from the annotation of a GenBank genome assembly. Lineage: Eukaryota; Metazoa; Cnidaria; Anthozoa; Scleractinia; Poritidae.